AUGUCUACUUCUACCCCUAAUGCGCGUGACCGCAGGUCGCCUUUUAGGACUACUACCCCAUCUGGAGAUACAACAUUAACAGGACUUCAACGCCUUCCGAGCCAUACUCGCUACCCACUUACCCCAAGCCGACUUAUCACCGCAACGACUCCAGGCACACAACGGUCCGCAUCCCGAUACACACCGCGUGCAAGAGGUGUCGGCGCCCCAGCUACACCAUAUGGGCUUCGUGCCCGACAACAACGGGCGGCUAAUACCCCUGGACGGGAUCGCCGACGAAGUGGCAGAAUGCAGCGGGAGACUACAUUCGAUAUUCUCAGGAAUCUGAGCAAAGCCCUUGCUCCAGUAUCUAAGCCGAUCCAGUCCUCGCCUCAGGAGCUGAAAGAGCCCACCCCAGAGCCAAUUGAUGAGUUUGAACAGCUUGAUAAUGAACCGGAGAUUCCGCGUCCGCGUUUGUCUCUACCGAUCCAGGAGUCGGAGGAAGAAGGCGAUGACGCGAGUCCCGAAAUGCGCCCACCGAGAAUGUCUCUCGCGAUUGGGGAGGACGAUAUGGAUAUCACGUAUCGAUCUGUUGAAUAUCCUCGAGACCUUGCCAUAAGAGAUCGAGAUCGGUUAUCGAUGAUGAGUCGGGCUACCGGUAGGAUUAGUGGGGACUUCGACGAUACACGGUUGGACAGCGAUGAGGCAAAUGAUACUCGCAUCGGUGAAGAUGACGAAGAAGAUACAAUGAUGAGUGGAGGUGACUUUGACAGAGGGGGAGAGACGGAGGAUCUAGGCCGCUUCCACUUUGACCUCAACUUUCCAUCUCCUGCGGCUCCUCCGCUUGAGGACCCCGUUGGUGGGGAUAUGAAUGACAUGGAAGAUUUCGAGCUGCCCCCCGCGGAUAUGGAACCACUCCAGGCUCCAUCAGAUGAUGACGACGAUGCGGGUGGUGACUUCGGUUUCGGACUUGACCUUCAACCCGCAGGCUCCCCACGUGCAAGCCCUGGCAUCGUGGGAGGUGGAUUGCGCGAUGAAGCUGUUCCAACUCAGGGCAAGCAAAAGAAGAUCUCACGGCACGGAAUCCCUGUCCCCAACUUGCCUGCAGGUGUAGUAAAGAAGCUGGCCACUCGCUUCGCGCGUUCGGGGGCUGGGUCAAAAGCAAAGGUCAACAAGGCGACGCUGGCUGCGAUAGAGCAGGCCUCCGCAUGGUACUUUGAGCAAGUAAGCCAAGAUUUGGCCGCAUAUUCGAAGCAUGCAGGACGAAAAACCAUUGACGAGAGCGACGUCACCACAUUGUUGAAAAGACAACGCCAUAUCGAUAAAUCAACGACAGUGUUUUCUCUCGCCCAAAAGCAUUUACCCAAAGAACUUCAGCAGGAUAUGAGAUUGGCCAUGCCCCCUUGA
Molecule: messenger RNA, 1386 nt
Organism: Penicillium bovifimosum
Lineage: Eukaryota; Fungi; Ascomycota; Eurotiomycetes; Eurotiales; Aspergillaceae
Exons: 5
Coding region: 1-1386 (461 amino acids)
Biological process (GO): resolution of meiotic recombination intermediates; replication fork processing
Cellular component (GO): FANCM-MHF complex; Fanconi anaemia nuclear complex
Molecular function (GO): chromatin binding; protein heterodimerization activity
Source: RefSeq, a predicted model, not a curated record